UCAUGAAAAUAAAUGACGUCACGUGUGGACGCCAUUUUAGGUGAGGAGUUGUCGUUUACGUUUCACAAAUGAACAAUAUUUGAAGGAUAUCGGUAAAUGCCAACUGUGCACACAGAUCAGGCAGGCACUGCAUUUAUCAGAGAAACGUGUCUGGUGUGUUUCAAGCGAUAAGAUGACCAUUCUGCCAAAGAAGAAACAGUCAAAAGAUAAGUCUGAUACGGAAACAACCGACCACUCGCAUACAGCAACGCACAACCAUUCUCACAGCCACAACCAUUCACAUUCUCACUACCAUCACGCGAACGCCAGUGAAACAAGACACGAGAAAGGUGCUAGAGGAAGAACUUCACCUACAAGAUGGCUUCCUUCAACGUCAAGGGAAGAAAAAGUUCCAACUCACGAUCCUGGUGGUGGGACUUUCGAGAACCAUGAAAGUUCGUCGUUGACAUCGUCGCAUAAUAAACGGCGUCAUCGCUCGUCACCACACAGGACUGUCAGGAAGCACAGGGGUCAUUCCGCGAAUGUACCCCCUCUUUCCCCACACAGUCCAACAGAAGGACCCUCCCAGGAAUGUGAAGACCCAUACAAUAGUGAAGAUGAACACAGUCCACCCACUCUGCCGGAGGACAUCAAGGAGCUGGAGAGGUGGUUUGAAAAUGCCAUGAAAGAAAAGAAAGGUUUUCUUAUAAAGAAGAUGAAGGAGGAUGGUGCUUGUUUAUUCAGGGCAGUCGCGGACCAGGUUUAUGGAGACCAGGAAAUGCAUUCUUGUCUACGCAAACACUGUAUAGAUUAUAUGAAAAAAAAUGCUGAGUUCUUUUCUCAGUAUGUUACUGAAGACUUUACGACAUACUUGAACAGGAAGAGGAUAGAGAGUUGUCAUGGAAACCACCUUGAAAUGCAGGCCAUGUGUGAACUGUUCAACCGACCAAUAGAGGUCUACCAGUACAGUAUUGAGCCAAUCAACACGUUUCACAGUGCCUACAAGACAGACAAUGAGCCAAUCAAGAUAAGCUACCAUGGUGGUGUUCAUUACAACUCAGUUGUUGACCCAUACAAGGCUACAAUUGGUGUUGGCUUGGGACUGCCAGGGCUGCAACCAGGACUUGCUGACAAGAACCAGAUGAAAGAUGCCGUGAAGAUGUCUGAGAACACCCAUAUAGAGAAGACCAUGCUGGAGGAUAAGAUCAGGGAAACAGACUGGGAGUUGACACAGGAGACCAUUGAGGAACAGGUGGCACGGGAGUCCUAUCUACAGUGGCUCAAGGAACAGGAGAAACAGGCUAACAGACAGGGAGGGGCCCGUUCAGCCAGUGCCACAUGUAGCUCAUCCAGCGAAUACAGCCACAGUCUUUACGAGUCGGCUGGCUCCCCAGAGACACGUGGGGGUGGACGGUCACCACGAGUCCGUAGUGGACAGAACUCCUCCCAGAACAGUCCCCAGAGGCUAGAUGGGGUGGACAACAGCCUGCCUCAUGUGGCCAGUCCCAACAUGCCAACUGCUGGAUGUUCCCAGUCUCCGAAGAUGGAGCAGUCCCUCUUGCCUAACAUAGCGGACAUCGAGGUGCCGGGCGCAGUUGGAGGAAGCUUUGAGGAAACCACUUCCAUUAUGAAUCAAAUUCCCCCUUCCAUGCUAGGUCUGUCAGAAUGGGAUGAAGAUGACAUCCUGGCACAGGUGAUGGCUCAGUCCCAGCAGGAGUACCUGGACAGUCUCAAGAAGCACAACACCCCAGCCAGCCAGUCCCCUAUCCUACCCCCAUUGGAGGACAUUGCCAGCUGCAGCACGCCUGGUCUUAGUGAAUCCUUCCAUUAUGACCACCCAAGCUAACACAUGACCCCACCUUUAUCAUAGCCUAUUGUUAUACUCUAUCUCUCUCUCUCUCUCUCUAUACACACAACAAACAAGUACUCAGUGCUGUAGUGGUGGGGACAUGGGGUUCAAGCUGGGGGUUCUGUUGUGUAACUGACAUAUUCCUUGUACCAGUGUUCUGGGAAGACGUCCAACUGAUGCAUUAAAAACUGCAAGAGUUAAAUCUGUUCUUGAGUAUGUGUAAGUAAAAAGUAUCAGGGUGAUACUGCAGUUGAUGCUGCUCUGUAUAUGUUGUUAAACCUAAAGACUUGUGCCCACAUGUAAGGAGGAAGUUUCUUACAUGUGAGUGUUAUUACAUAUUACAUUAACGGAUGCUGAUGUCAGUGUCAAUCAGAGCUUAUGUCAUCUCUAAAGGCUAAGUUUAAGUUCUUUUCUGUUUUGAUGUUUUGAGUUUAUGUCAAGUUUUUCUGAGUUUUUGUUUUCUUUCUUAUGUUAUGUAAGUUAGAUAAAAUAUGCUCAUCGAUGUUGAGAGAAAAUUAUCUAGAGAGCACAUGUAUGGGCUGUACUGUUUAGUUUCAGGUUUAAGGGGGUCUUUAAAUGGUCAGCAGGUCUGCGUGGGAGUUGUCUGUACCCUUCAAGAACUACUUAAUUUGCUGCCAUUGAGCAUGAAGUGCAGUGCUGGUGAAGCUUGUAAUGGUGGCAUGUGUUCCUGAUGAUAAUACUGACUGCAGCAGUGUAGGGAGCUUGGUUUGAGGAUGUGUUCCUGAUGGAUGUUGUGGCUGCAGCGGUGUUUGGAGCUUGUGUUAGGGUGCUGCAGUGUUUGGAGCUUGUAUUUGUAGGUGUGUUGCCUUGCCCCACUGGCUCAAGGAAAUCUUUGUGCUAAACCAUUAUAGGUUUACAUUAGAAGGUUACAAGAUCUUAGCACUAAUUCAUUUUGUUUAAAUGGGUCAAGAGAAUUUGAUGUGACUGUAGCAGUGUAACGGAGCUUGUAUCAGGAACAAUGUUCCUUGAGUUUGGGGUCAAGGGCAGCAGUGUUUGGAGUUUACAUAUCAAGCAAAUUUACGGCUGCCCUCCCCUUCCCUACAGUUUCAUCACACUCUUGCAACAUUCAUCACACUUACACUCCAAUAUAUUUAUGUUAAGUAAAUUAACUUUAUGCAAUGGUUUUUGUCUUUUUUGUGUGUUUUGUCAGUUGUCUUUUCAUGCAAAUUUCUCAAUACAGCUUUUUCUUAAGUGGCAUUUUCAGCAAUAAGAACUUGUUCAGAGCACAAGUUGAAUACAAUGAUUUGAUUGUGGGUAACUGUAAAAGUAAAUUCGCUUGUAGGAAGUUUGUAAGGAACAUUCAUGAUGAACAGACAUAAGGGUUUUCAGCCAUGUUAUUUUGCCUGAAGUUAUCAGCCCUAAAUUGUGUUGUGAAAAUCAAUGAGGUAUGUAAUCUGGGUGGUUGUGCUUUCUAUAGUUAUUAAAGGGUACAAAAUCUUGCUAAAAGUUGGUACUUGUGUAGGCUACAGUUUGUACAUUCUUACUGUCUCAAUAACUUCUGAAAGACAUAAUUUGUACUGCAUAAUCCAAUUUUCAGGAAUGGACAAGGUCUGUAACCAGGUUUGAUGUGUUGGGUUUUACAAAUCUUUUGAAAACUGAGUUCAAGGUCAGUGAUUGAACUGACUAAGGGGAAAGGUAUGAGUCUUGAGGUCAUCUCACUAAAGGGGUAUUAUGUUAUAUAAACUCCACAAUCAUCCAACAGUCAGUGGGUAUUCUGUAACCUGUUGUAUUCAUCAGCCAGAGGGUGUUGUAUAACCCAUUGUAUUCAUCAGUAAGUAGUCAUUAUAUGGCCUUAGGGGUCAGAUGUCUAUAAACAAGUGUGCAGUGGACCCUGUCCAAGGGUAGUUAUAUCAGUCAGAUCGGCUCAAAAUAAAGUGGGGGGCAGACCUUUAUCUGAAGCAUGUGGCAGGACUCGUGUAAAAAAAUCUACAUGCUCAUGAUAAUUGAUAUUUAAACCUCUGUUAUCAACAAACUGCUAAUAAUCGCUAUAACAGUUGUGUAUUCUAUGCAUCAAACUAGUGAUAUUAAUAGUUUUCUAAAAAAAAAGCAUCAUUUUUAUUAUAUUUAUAUUUCAUUUCUGAAGAAAUGACACAUUGAAAUAAAUAUUAACUGUUCUCCAUACACCUUCAGGUAUGUUCAAGUUGUUGUACAGGAUGUGAUUGUUUGAACUGUUUACCAUACAACUUAUUCAGAAGUGUGAGAUCACAUUGGUAUGCUUGUAUUUGGAGGCGUUCAUAGAAAUGUCUUUUUGUUUAGAAUAUUUUCACUACGCAUACAGACAAGAGCUGGACAACUCACUGAGAUCGAAGAUCUGUUGAUAAUACAUCCCCAUCAGAAAGCGUAUUGUGAACUAGUGUCGAAAGUGCUGCAAUUUUCUGUGCAGGGCUGCAUCCUUGGGUACUCUAGGAACUCAAGUCAUUUGUCCAAUAUUCCUCCUGAUUGUUUCGUUGCAUACCCUUGCUUGUUGCUUUCACCAAAGUACAAAAUGAAAGAACUGCCUUACUUCCAGGCUUUUCCUCCCUUCAAGCUGGCAUAUCUGGAGUACUGUUCAAAGCGACAAACAACUCACUCCUCUGACUUAACAUUGGUCCUUGUCACAGAUGAUCACAAAUCAAGGUUUGUCUGAACCCUCAUCAGUCCUUCAACUGUUUUGCAUCGCCACACAGCUUCCAGGAUAACAUCUCAUGGCUUAUUGCUAAUGGGAUUCUCUGUCUCCUCAGCUUGCAAAACCAAGAUUUUACUUCUUGUCAGCCUUGUCUUUACUUUCAUGGUAUUGUGUGUCUUUGUUUGGAGAAAGUGAUAGUUUUGGCAAUGAUUUUAGGUGUUUGUUGUUUGGUAUCUUAUGCAUCAGAGAAUGGCCUUUAGCCAGGGAUGGGGCAGUGUGGUAGCCUAGUGGUUAAAGCGUUUGCUUGUCACGCCAAAGACCCGGGUCCGAUUCUUCACAUGGGUACAAUGUAUGAAGCCCAUUUCUGGUGUCUCCCUCUGAUAAUGCUGGAAUAUUUCUAAAAGCGGCAUGAAGACAUACUGCUGCUGAUCAGUGGCAUCAUUACAGGCACAAUCUCAUGGAAGAGAUACAUCCAAGGCAUUAUCUAAAGGAGAUCGUCAUUGGCUUUAGCACCAUACAGUCUUGCUCUUGUUCAGAUGACAGACACACAAAACAGAACGUGUAGCAUGACAUGCAGGUCAGACAUUUUUUUUAUGCUGGUUCUUGUAUGAAAGCUGUUGUAGGUGCACACUUUGAGAAAUGAGAAUAUGUUUCUGUUUAUAUUUAUGCCAGGUUGUGACAUGAAUGGGAGUAGUGGUGACUGAGAUAACCUUGGGAUAGGCAAGUAAAGGAAGCAUGUUGCACUAUCUGCCAGAAUUUAUGCUUGUCAAGGGACACAGACUCAGGAGUCUCGGGCCGGGAAGUUUUCUGAACAGAAUUACAUUCUUAUGUCUGCAAAAAUCUGAUUGUUUUUUUAUACCAAUUUCUACCUGAUUGUGCUUCAACAUCAGCACAUUCCCAUGCUAAUGGGUUUCACCAAACUAGUUAAUGUCCAUAUUAAGUGACAGACUAUGAUAUGACCAAAAUACUGUUAAAGAUGUAUCUGACCAAAAGUAUUCACUUGCUCACUGUUCCUAGUCCAAGUUUCUGUGACUGUAACCUUGGUUCUACUUGCCUGGUCAUUUGUGUGCAUUGUGUGGGGGUAAUGUUAGAUGGAUGUGUUGAACAUUAUUGCUGGUUCUUCUGGUAGAUACCUGCACUGUGAUAACAUUGAUUAUAGGGCAGAAUCAAAUGUGUUGGACAGACAGGACUCUCAGAAGGUUGUAGUAUCAGUAGCAAUGAUAUCUUUAUGAUGUCCUAAGGUUGAACAACUGAAACAUCUAUGUCACAUCCUAGGAAGCCUUUGUCUUCAUUUCAAGUUGUUACAGAUAAUUUCUAUCAAUUUAGGUGUUUUCUGUAAGUUUUUCUGUCUUAUAUUUAUAUGGAUUCUAUCAAUUUCCCUUGAGACAAACAGCACAAGUUUCUGUAAACGAAAGUUGACCAUUAUCAGUAGGUGUAUUUGUUUCACUUGUAUGUAUGGUGGGGUGUAGGUGGAUCUGACUUUUUAGUGUUUGAUUGUAAUUAUAGUUGAUUCUUGAAUGAUAUUUCCCGCUGAGCAAAUUAUCUAAGUUUGAUGAUUAUCAAAUGUAAGGAUGCUCUUUGUUCAUAAAUGAUUAUUUUCCCAAUAAACUGUGAUUUUAUUUCAAAUGAGUGCUAUGCAUCAGACUGAUGAUUAGUUUUAGUUUGUACUCUGUUGCCCUCAGUUCAUCCUCUUCCUCCUGAUCCGACAGAGCUGUAGCCCUGGACCUGCUGAACAAACAGUUUGUGCCCAGCCACAGGUGAUAACUGGCCCUUUGAAUGAACACCAAACAGUGAUAAGUGAUGGUGUCUGCUAUUUUCACCUUCUGUCAAAACAAAGCCUUUUUAUUUGCCAUUUUGUUUAAGGUGCAAGAUCUUAUUCACCUGUGUCCCGAUCAACAAAGCAUUCUUAACGCUACGACAUUCGUAAGUGAAUGGUAGACUGUAGAGUUACAACCGGUCAAAAUAUUAUGAAUGCUUUGUGGUUCGGGACCCAGGUAUUUUUUUAGCAAUCAGGAUUAAGACAAUAGCUUUUUUAUGCACGUGUUCACUGACAAGCAUGUUAAUUUAAUGCAGAAUACACACCAUCACCAUUCAUGAGAGAUGAAAUUCUUCAUAUAAAGACUGGUUUUAAAUAAAAUAUGCAAAGUGUCAGAUAAAUAAACUUUCUCUUUAUGUGAUGCAUGUGAUACAUGUAUCAACCAUGGUUUAAGUACCCAUGUGAUAAGCAUGAUGGUGGACACUUGGAAGGAUGGAGGAUGUGACUUCAGGGAGACUUGCUUUGUUUUGUUGUUUGUUCUCUGUGACAAUGGGCAUGCAGUCAGGUCAGUCAGGUGGAGUUAUGUCUCUUUUCUGGAGGAGGAUCCUGGCCUUAUCUGUAGCCCAGGUACCAUUGCUUCCUGCCAUGCUGCAGUCUGUGUGGCAGGCAGUUUCUCACUGUCCAGGUCAACAUAGCCUUAGUUGCAAAUAAACUAUGACUUGCAAAUUA
Molecule: messenger RNA, 6939 nt
Organism: Haliotis rubra (blacklip abalone)
Lineage: Eukaryota; Metazoa; Mollusca; Gastropoda; Lepetellida; Haliotidae
Product: OTU domain-containing protein 5-B-like
Exons: 9
Coding region: 173-1825 (550 amino acids)
Biological process (GO): protein deubiquitination
Molecular function (GO): K63-linked deubiquitinase activity; cysteine-type deubiquitinase activity
Source: RefSeq, a predicted model, not a curated record